AUGGGACGACUUUCUAACCUAACCCUUUUGCUGUUCAGGGAGUCGCGAUAUCUGGCGGAGACUUUGGUUGGAAGUUGUCCCCUGGGCAAGGUCCAGCUGCCUCUCAGCUCACUCGGAGGUGGUGACGGAGAAGGCCAGAUGAACCAUUUUGUUCAGACCAGCAAGCUCAACAUGUUCCGACUGCCCGUGAGUUGGCAGUUCCUCGUCAACAACCAACCCGGCGGACAGCUCGACGCCAACAACUUCGGCCGCUACGACCAGGUCAUGCAGAAGUGCCUCGCGACGGGCGCCCACUGCAUGGUCGACAUCCACAACUUCGCGCGGUGGGACGGCGGCAUCAUCGGCCAGGGCGGACCGACCGACGACCAGUUCGUCUCGCUGUGGACGCAGCUCGCGCAGCGGUACAAGGCCGACGAGAGGGUCGUCUUCGAGCUCAUGAACGAGCCGCACGACCUCGACGUCGCCCUCUGGGCCGCGACCUGCCAGAAGGCCGUCGCCGCCAUCCGCCGCGCCGGCGCCGCGUCCCAGAUGAUCCUGCUGCCCGGCACCAACUUCAACUCGGCCGAGUUCUUCGUCAGCAGCGGCAGCGCCGACGCCCUCGCCGCCAUCACGAACCCCGACGGCUCGACCGACAACCUCGUCCUCGACGUCCACAAGUACCUCGACGAGAACAACAGCGGCACCCACAAGCUGUGCACGACCGACAACGUUGAGAGCUUCAGGAAGGUGGCCGAGUUCCUCAGGUCCAAGGGCCGCAAGGGGCUGGUGAGCGAGACGGGCGCCUCGAACGAUGCCUCGUGCUUCACGAGCUUUUGCGCCCAAAACACCUUCAUCAACCAGAACUCGGACGUCUUCAUCGGUCUCGUCGGAUGGGCCGCCGGCAGCUUCGACGCCAACUACGUCCUCAGCCUGACGCCCAAGAAAUCCGGCAACGGGGGUUACGCCGACAACGACCUGAUGAAGCAGUGCGUGCUCGACACGUGGGCGAACACGGAGCAGAACGUGUCGGCCCCGGCCAGGUCCGCGUCCCAGUCUCAGUCUCAGCCCGCCGUUUCCGCGAUGCCCACCAAGGCGUCGAGCUCCGCGCCCACUGCGAUCCCGGUCACGGCGCCCGCGAGGAGCAGCGAGGAACAGGGCAUCGCUCCCCCGACGACCAUCGUCAGCAUGCCGAGCACGCUGCUGGUAGACCCGUCCACGCCGACGCCGCCGACGCCAACCGGUCCACGGAGAAACGGGACGACGACCACGCGCCCGCCCUCCGUUCCAACGGCUGCGGGGUCGCGGAUGGAGAUGGGCGGCACCUUUUUGGGUCUUGGUCUAGUGCUCGCCCUGCUUCUGUGA
Messenger RNA from Colletotrichum higginsianum IMI 349063, 1341 nucleotides. RefSeq names its product cellulase. Gene Ontology annotation, molecular function: hydrolase activity, hydrolyzing O-glycosyl compounds. The record is from RefSeq and is a predicted model, not a curated record. The transcript has 4 exons. NCBI's taxonomy places the organism in Eukaryota, Fungi, Ascomycota, Sordariomycetes, Glomerellales, Glomerellaceae. Gene Ontology annotation, biological process: glucan catabolic process. The coding region runs from base 1 to 1341 and encodes 446 amino acids.